UAAAUCAAGCACAUAUAUAGUUAUAUAUUUCUCAAUAUUCUACUUUAAUUAUUUGUUUUUAGGAUCUAAAGUGAUAAUGGAGGACAUACCAAUGCCGGAUCGACAGAUUCGUCCACCAUGCAACAAUCAAACAGCUAUGCGGCUCUUAGAAGAAUUUUAUGGUUUGAACGCAUCGAGUAUAAUCGAAUUAAAUGGGUAUGAUGACAGAAACUAUCAUGUAAUUUGCGAGGAAUCGUGUACAAAUAUUCAUAUUACGACUAUCAGUCAUCAUGGCUAUACUUUGAAAAUUAUCAACUCUUUGGAUUCACAGAAAACCGAUGUGAUCGAAGCACAAACUGAAAUGUUGAUAUAUCUAAACCAACAAGGUAUUAAAUGUCCUUUGCCCGUAAAAAAUAUACAUGGACUAUAUUAUACUCUGGUCACGUUGAAUGUCGAUGAACGCACUGACAAGUAUGCCGUGAGGCUGUUGGUUUAUCUGCCUGGCGAACUGUUGUACCGUGUUCCAAUUAGUCCAGAAUUGUUCCGAAACGUAGGCAAUUUCACGGCUAAACUCAGUAAUGUUUUGACGGCCUUCUCUCAUCCAGCUUUCAUCGACCACAAGACUUUGUGGAUGUUGAAUUCCGUGCCAAUGUUACGUCUAUUUACCUAUGCUCUGAGGAAUUCAUACGAAAGGGAGUUGGCGCAUCAGGUGAUACGAGUCUUCGAGAAGGACGUGCUUCUGGUCACACCGGACCUCCAGCAGGGUAUAAUUCAUGGCGACUUGAACGAACAGAAUUUCGUAAUGGAUUGUAAUGGCAAAGAAAUAGCUGCCGUGAUCGAUUUUGGUGAUUCGCACCGGACAUGUCUCAUUUUCGAGUUAGCUAUCACACUGUGUUACAUGCUUUUACAAGUUGGCGACGUGGCGAUGGGUAAAUACGUCAUCGAAGGUUACCAGGAACUUAGGAAGCUGACAGAUAUCGAGAAGAAGAUUUUGAAAGUUACUGUUUGCGCGAGAAUUUGUCAGAGUUUGGUUAUGGGCGCUUACAGUCAUCUUCAGGAUCCGCAAAACGAAUAUCUGCUUACCACGCAGAGAUCGGGAUGGGCUUUGUUGACGAAACUUUGGCCUCUUUCACAGGACGAGGUUCUUCGAAACUGGGGGCUGAUGAACUGAAUUCUAUUGUUUAAUUUACUGUCACUGUCAAUUUGUUGGCCAAUAAUCACUGUAUUCUUUUAAAUCUAUUGUCAAUUAUACAAUAAGCAAUAAACAUAACUUUAUAUCAUAA
Bombus pyrosoma is the source of this 1262-nucleotide messenger RNA. Its product is annotated as hydroxylysine kinase. The transcript has 2 exons. Lineage: Eukaryota; Metazoa; Arthropoda; Insecta; Hymenoptera; Apidae. The record is from RefSeq and is a predicted model, not a curated record. The coding region runs from base 77 to 1150 and encodes 357 amino acids. Gene Ontology annotation, molecular function: amino acid kinase activity.